This is a messenger RNA of Pelagomonas calceolata, 1930 nucleotides long. NCBI's taxonomy places the organism in Eukaryota, Pelagophyceae, Pelagomonadales, Pelagomonadaceae. The record is from the annotation of a GenBank genome assembly.
AGCACUUGCUUGGCUGAAAGUAGCAGGCCCACGCACUCAGGCUGCGCGACCCUGUACGCGCGACGGAGGCAAUUGCGUGCAGCAUCCAUUGGUCGAAGUAAGCAGUAGUCGUCCCGUAACAAGAUGGCGCGGCGAGUAUUGGCUCUCGCAGCCACGGCGGCGGCUUUGAGGCCAUUGCUCCCCAAGCGCAGCAGAGUAACAACGCGCGCGGCCCUGACGAUGCACGACUACGACUACGACGUCGCGCGCUGCGUAGAAAUCAAUUGCAACGCGCUACCCACCUCGGAUCGAUGGCGUGGGACUCACUGAUUGAUUUGCGCACAGGUGAUCAUUGUCGGCUGCGGCGUCGGCGGCCACGGCGCCGCCUUACACGCGAGGAGCCAGGGCCUGAAGACGUGCGUGUUGAGCGGAGGCGACGUCGGCGGCACUUGUGUUAACAGAGGCUGCGUGCCGAGCAAGGCGUUGUUAGCUGCCUCUGGACGGGUCCGAGAAAUGAGUGAUGACGACCACCUGGCGAGCAUGGGCAUCUCGACCAAUGGCGUGUCGUUUGAUAGGGAAGGUGUGGCGAAACAUGCCGAACAACUAGUAAACAAAGUCAGAGGAGGGUUAGAGGGCUCGCUAGGCCGAUUAGGUGUCGAUCUAGUCCCGAAGUUCGGCGUCUACAAGGAGCCCCACGUCUUGGAUGUGGGCAACGGCGAGACGAUGACGGCCCAGGACAUUAUUUUGGCACCGGGCUCCGUACCGUUCGUACCGCCCGGCGUCGAGGUCGACGGCGAGACCGUGUACACGUCGGACGAGGGUCUGGAGCUCAAGCACGUGCCCGAGUACUGCGCGAUUAUUGGCAGCGGUAUCAUCGGUCUUGAGUUUGCCGACGUUUACACGGCGCUCGGCGCCGAGUGCACGGUCAUCGAAGCACUACCGAAGCUCAUGCCGGCCUUUGAUCGCGAAAUCGCCAAGACCGCCGAGAGACUGUUACUAACCAACAGAGGCGUCGACUACCGGACCAAUGUCUUCGCGUCGAAAGUGACCCCAGGUAAGAUCGGCGAAAAACCGGUGAUCAUCGAGAUGAUCGACGCGACGACCAAGGAACACGUCGAGACGCUGGAGGUCGAUGCCUGCAUGGUCGCGACCGGCAGGGUACCGAACACGAAGAAGCUAGGCUUGGAGGAGGCGGGCAUCGAAGCCCCCAGAGGCUUCGUGCAGGUCAACGACAAGAUGCAGGUUCUUGACAAGCCCGACGGUGACGUUAUUCCGCAUUUGUACUGCAUCGGGGAUGCCAACGGUAUUCAGAUGCUUGCGCAUACCGCUUCUACUCAAGGCGUGUCCGCGAUCGAGAACAUUUGCGGGCGAACUCAUGUCGUGGACCACGAGUCCAUUCCUGCCGCGUGUUUUACGCAUCCCGAGGUCGCGCAAGUGGGUCUUGAUGAGGAUGCGGCUGCCGAACGGGCGGAAAAAGAAGGUUUCGAGCUCGGUAAAGCGGUCAGUCAUUUUAGAGCGAACAGCAAAGCGUUGGCCGAGGGCGAGGGUGAUGGUAUUGCGAAAGUACUAUUCCGGAGGGACACGGAGCAGAUCCUGGGCGUGCACAUCAUCGGUGCUGACUCGGCGUCUGUUUCCGAACGUUUCCGAACUUCAAGGUCGCGUCGAUGGCGUCGACGCGAUGCCGCAAUGCCGCCUCGACGUCGUCGAUGCGGUCGCAUGAGAGCCGCGGCCGCGUCGCGACCGUGUCCGUUCCACACAGGGCUGCACGCGGCGGACCUCAUCCAGGAGUGCGCGAACGCCAAAGCAGCCGGUACCACUGUGAGAGACCUCGCCUUCACGACGCACACGCACCCGACGCUGAGCGAGGUCAUCGACGGCGCCUUCAAGGAGUGCGUCGGGAUGCACUCGCAUUGAUAUACCCCCCGCCUAAGCACGUCGUACAUUAGACACG